GCCAACGGUCACCUCCGGCUUUCACCACUUGUCUCGCCCUGCUCUCAUCUGGAUGGACACAACCGUGGAAAGAAAGAAGACCUCGUCGCCAAAAGUCUGCCCGCUCGCCGUGCCUGCUCUGCUCGGGCUCCACCAUUAAUUAAUAGCCCCGGGGAGCUUCCCCACGCUCCUCAUCCAGCUAACUAGCCACCCCCAGUCCGGCCGGCCGAACCGAGCACGGGCGCACGGCCAGCCAUGGGCUUCUGGCAGCGCGACUGCUGCAACUGCGACUCCUGCAGCUGGACUACCGUCGCCAUCUGGGCCGCCGUCGCCGCCGUCAUCGCGGCCGUCCUCACCGUCCUCAUCAUCGCCUUCGCCGUCUUCAAGCCGCCCACCGCCACCGCGGACGACGCCCUGCUCACGCGCUUCUCCCUCUCCGCCGCCGCCAACUCCACGCAGCUUCUCUCCUACAACGUCACGGUCACCAUGUCCCUGCGCAACCCCAACAUGUACCGCAGCAUCUCCUACGGCGCCAUGGCCGCCGCCUUCUCCUUCAACGGCACCCGCUUCGAGGACGACGCCACCGUGCAGCCGUUCGACCAGGGCGCCAAGAAGACGACCACGGUGCGGGUCACCGUCGGCGGCGUGGCCAAGGCCCUGCCCAUGCUGUCGGCGGCGGGACCGGCGGAGUUCGCCAGAGAGAAGGAGGCCGGGCAGUUCCAGGUGGAGGCGCGGCUGGACGGCGUGAUGCAGUACAAGGGCCGCGGCAAGAAGUGCCCCGUCGCCGUCAUCUGCCCGCUCCUGCUGCAGCUCGUCGACCCGGACGUCGCCGCCACCGCCUUCGAGCGGACCAAGUGCACCAUCCUCAGGGCCAAGACCUCCGGAUGCUAGCCUAGCUGGUCCUAGUCGUCGCCAUUGAUUGCUUUGAUUGAUUUGAUCUCCUACUGUAAAUAUUAACAGAAUUUUUUAAUUAUUAGCGCAGUAUUUAUUCUAGUUUCAGAUCCGAUUUAGCUGUUGAUGGAACAGGGGUUGCUGUUGUAUAU
Lolium perenne is the source of this 1022-nucleotide messenger RNA. RefSeq names its product NDR1/HIN1-like protein 10. Gene Ontology annotation, biological process: defense response to other organism. Gene Ontology annotation, cellular component: plasma membrane. NCBI's taxonomy places the organism in Eukaryota, Viridiplantae, Streptophyta, Magnoliopsida, Poales, Poaceae. The record is from RefSeq and is a predicted model, not a curated record.